Molecule: messenger RNA, 2906 nt
Organism: Macrosteles quadrilineatus (aster leafhopper)
Lineage: Eukaryota; Metazoa; Arthropoda; Insecta; Hemiptera; Cicadellidae
Product: glutamyl aminopeptidase-like
Exons: 18
Coding region: 1-2865 (954 amino acids)
Biological process (GO): proteolysis; peptide catabolic process
Cellular component (GO): cytoplasm
Molecular function (GO): peptide binding; zinc ion binding; metalloaminopeptidase activity
Source: RefSeq, a predicted model, not a curated record
AUGGCGGUUAUGGUUCAGUUCGCACUUACCUGUCGUCUGCUACAAACGUCGUCUGCUAGAUACGUCAUGGGGGUGUGUUCGCGUUGUGUUUGGCCCUUCAUCACUGCUUUAGUAAUUGUAGUCGCAGUUUUUAUUUACUUUUUCUACCCACCAUUUUGUACAAACACGGGUGCAGAAUGUCCAUACAUCAAGGACGUUUCUCCAGCGAUCUCUUCGUCACCCGCAACAACUCCUGCCGUCCCUCGGGUCUGGGAGAGCGACUUCCAUCUACCACCCAACAUCCGGCCAUCUUUCUACUCCAUCCUGGUCGUUCCUGAUCUCUCCACAGGGGUGUUCAGUGGAGCUGUCACCAUCACCCUCGACAUUUCCUCUCCUUCCGACUACCUCCUGGUCAACAUAGACGGCGUCCGAGUGUCCACCACGAGCCUGUCCAGAGGGUCGACCAAGGUACGACUCCGGGAGACCUUCGAGUACUCCCCCAACCAGUUCUGGGUGGUGAUUCCUCAAGAGUCGCUCCAGCCUGGGGCCUACAGCCUCUACAUGGAGUACUCCGGGAGUUUGACCAAAGACAUUGUAGGACUCUACAUGACCAACUACACUGAUCCUACCAGUGGAGAGGAAAGACACAUAGCAACAACCAAGUUUGAGCCGACAUAUGCUCGUAGAGCAUUUCCCUGUUUCGAUGAGCCUGCCUUCAAAGCUAAAUUCAAUGUUAGCAUUGUUCGUCCAUCCAAAGGCAACUACAUCGCUCUAUCGAACAUGAACCAAGUGGAAGAAGUGCCGGAGUCGCCAGGUCCAGGAUUAACAACUGUCAAGUUUGACACGUCAGUCCCCAUGUCAACCUACCUUGCGUGUUUCAUCGUGUGUGACUUUGAACAUCUCCCCACCAUCAAAACCAAACGAGGGCUCGAUGUCAAUGUAUACGCAAGAAGUGGACAAAUACAGAAAAUGGACUAUGCUCAGAAAAUUGCCGCCUCUACCAUAGACUUUUAUAUAGAUUAUUUUGGCAUUGACUAUCCACUACCUAAAUUAGAUUUGAUAGCAAUUCCUGAUUUUGUGUCGGGAGCCAUGGAGAACUGGGGUUUGAUAACGUUCAGGGAGACAUCGGUGUUAUAUGAUCCUGACUUCAGCUCCAGCGGCAAUCAGGUCCAAGUGGCUCUCACAACCACACACGAGCUGGCACACAUGUGGUUCGGAGAUCUAGUCACCAUGAAGUGGUGGGAUGACCUCUGGUUGAACGAAGGGUUCGCCACCUUCAUAGAAUUCAAAGGGACGCACCACAACCAUCCAGAGUGGGAUAUUGACACGUAUUUUCUUGUCCACGAUCUGACUGAUGCUUUAAGCCUGGACGCAACUCUCAGCUCUCAUCCAAUAAUCAAACACGUCUCUCAUCCUGACCAGAUUACUGAGAUAUUCGAUCGGAUCUCUUAUGCUAAGGGAGCUUCAGUGAUCAGGAUGCUGGAAGGGUUCAUGGGUCCAGAAAACUUCAGACAAGGAGUCGUGUCCUAUCUGAAGAACUUCCAGUAUAAAAACGCAGACACCAACGACCUGUGGCAACAUCUGCAGCAGUUCUCCAACGGUGUCAAUGUUCCACAUGUGAUGGACAGUUGGACUCGACAGAUGGGUUAUCCCUUACUGACCGUAACCAGAAAAGGAGACACUGUCACGGUUACGCAACAACGGUACACUGCCGACAAGAACGCUACAUUUGACCCCAACGAAUCAAAAUUCAAGUACAAAUGGGAUGUCCCUGUUACGAUUUUCACCUCGUCUAACAACAAACCAACACUGAACUGGCUUUUGAUGGACAACCCUUCAUUAAGUAUCAACGUGAGGGGUGUGGACUGGUACAAACUCAACUACCAUUUUGUGGGCUUCUACAGAGUCAACUACCCUACAGAGGAUUGGGCAACCCUCACAAAACUGCUCAUGGAUAACAUUACGGCGCUGGAUGCGGCAGACAGAGCCAACUUGAUCGAGGAUGCCUUCAGUCUGGCUGAGAGUGGGAGGUUAGACUUCAGUGUGGCGUUGGCUCUGACGGGGUUCCUGGCGCAAGAGACGCACAUUGUGGUGUGGGAUCUGGCAUCCAACCAUCUGCUGAACAUAGACGCUCAUCUCUUGUACACUCCUGCCUACUCUGACUAUAGGCAUUACCUGCGAAAACUAAUCAGUCCUCAUAUCAAUGACUCACUGUGGAAUUUCUCUCCUGAUGCAACUUUUCUUCAAAGAUCUCAACAAGUGAAAAUGAUUUCACUAGGCUGUAGGGCAGGAGUGCCUGCAUGUUUGGACAAAGUCAAGCAGAUGUUCAACACGUUUCUAGAGAACGGCACCAAACCCCAUGUGGAGAUCAGGAAUGUUGUGUAUUCCUUUGGUAUGGCUGAGAGUGGGGAACAACAAUGGGACCGUAUGUGGGACAAAUAUCUGGCAGAAACAGAUCCUCAAGAGAAGGGACGACUACGCAGAUCUCUUGCUACGAUCAAAGAGCCUUGGAUUCUUGCUCGGCUGAUAGAAAGAGCAAAGAAUGAAGAUUAUGUCCGAUCUCAAGACUACUUUGGCUUGAUGGCUGCAAUUGCUGGAAACCCAGUUGGCAACAAUCUUCUGUGGGAUUGGGUCAGGGCUAACUGGCAAUACCUAGUGGAUAGAUUUACCCUCAACAACAGAAGUUUUGGAAGACUGUUACCCUACGUGGCUGGAAGCUUUUCAUCAGACAUCAAAUUGAAGGAGGUGGAACAAUUCAUUGCUCAACACCCUGAGGCAGGAGCAGGGGAGGCUGGGAGAAGAGCUACUUUGGAAUCCAUCAAACUGAACAUAGCUUGGCUUGAGAAGCAUCUGGCCCCACUCACCGAGUGGCUAAAGACUGCUUGAACUCUUUCUGUUCCUUACAAUUAAAGUAUUUUGUAAUUUAA